Messenger RNA from Protopolystoma xenopodis, 594 nucleotides. NCBI's taxonomy places the organism in Eukaryota, Metazoa, Platyhelminthes, Monogenea, Polystomatidea, Polystomatidae. The record is from the annotation of a GenBank genome assembly.
AUGACAUCUUCUAAACUUUCCCACAAAGCAUAUAGAUUUUUUAUCCCAUUCGACACACUCACACAAUUGUCUUUUGCUUGGUUCACAUUUUUGUUAUUUGGUCAAGCCAUUGACGCCAUCUUCAAGUCCAAGCGACCUCGAUUUUUGAUGAGCAUCUACCGAGAAGAAUUUGUGCUGCUGGCAUUAUCGCUUAACAGACGAUACUUCUCUAUCACACUCCCGGCGCUUCCGGUCGCCAAAUUGGUCAAUGCCAAAAUGGACCUACAGCCCCCAACGGCCGAUCCUGGCCUUCUAUUCUUCGUCGGUGAGUAUGAAAUGCUGAUGGUGGAUGCAACUGUGGCCUACGCCAGAAGGCUAAGGAGUAGCGAUCAGAUGAGGAUCAUCAUUGUUCGCAGUCCCGUGACAACACGUAAGAGACACACAUACAGAUGGACAUUCUUCGUUAGCUUCCUCUUAAUGAUGAUGCUAAUACCUCCGAAGAUGGGAGUGGGAGGUGGUGGUGCAGAUAUUAGUGCCGGUUAUUGUGGGGUGGAGGCAGUAAUGGUUGAUUUUGCGGUUGUCGACUUCGACGAUGACGACCAGAGAUCUUGGUAG